Molecule: messenger RNA, 15543 nt
Organism: Calidris pugnax (ruff)
Lineage: Eukaryota; Metazoa; Chordata; Aves; Charadriiformes; Scolopacidae
Gene: HYDIN
Product: HYDIN, axonemal central pair apparatus protein
Exons: 85
Coding region: 1-15486 (5161 amino acids)
Biological process (GO): axonemal central apparatus assembly; cilium movement
Cellular component (GO): axoneme
Source: RefSeq, a predicted model, not a curated record
AUGGCCACUGGCAAGAGCCAUCGGGUCGUGGCAUCUUCCAAAAUGGAUGAUAAGUUCCAGAGCAAAGCGGUAGCACCUCAUAAUCCGAUGGUGGUCAGGGAGGAAGAGGAGCCUGUAACUCUGACUCCCUCUGCCUUCCUAAAGGAGAUGUCUCUCACCACCGAGCAGAGGUUGGCCAGCACUCGGGAGAUGCGGCAGCCCCGGAUUAUCCAGCUCCUAGACAUGAGUGAAAGCUCUCAUCAGAAGUUCUCCACAGUUGACCUGGAACAGAGCUUGUUUCAGCCUUUCCCCUCAGAGGUGGUGUUUCAGAGCUACGUCCCCUGCGAGGUCUACGAAGUGCCACUGAUCCUGAGGAACAUUGACAAGGUUCCUCGGAUGGUGAAGGUUGUCUUGGAGAGCUCACCUUAUUUCAAGUUGAUCAGCCCCAGGGAUGUGUGCCAUAAGGUAGCACCUGGCAUGCCUUUAACUUUUCGCGUCCUUUUCACCCCGGAGGAGAACAAGGAUUACUUCUACGAGCUCACCUGCAUCACAGAGAGGGAGAAAUUCAUUGUGCCCAUCCGAGCGAUAGGUGCCCGAGCUAUCCUGGAUUUCCCGGACCAGCUGAACUUCUCCAUCUGCCCAGUCAAGUACAGCACCCAGAGAACUCUGCUGGUUCGCAACGUCGGGAACCGGGAGGCUCGUUACUGCAUCAGCACUCAGAGCCCUUUCUCUGUGGAGCCCUCCAUCGGGACGCUCGGGAUUGGUGACACCAUGCAAGUAACGGUGGAGUUUCACCCGCUGAAAAACGGGGACUAUUCCAGGUCCCUGGUAGUUCACUACGACACAGGUGAAGACGUUCACACAAGCCUUUAUGGAGCAGCUGUAGAUGUCAACAUCAGGCUCGACAGGAACUCUCUGACAGUUGAGAAGACUUACCUCACGCUGUCAAACCACAGGUCCGUGGUCAUCCACAACCGGAGUGAAAUCAUAGCCCACUUCCAGUGGAAGGCUUUUGUUACCCAGGAAGAGGAGGAUCAGCAGAAGCUGAGGCUGCAGAGGCAGGAGGAGGACCAGAUGGAUUCUUUUCUCCAGGAGUGCAGGGUGGACCCCACUCUCCAAGAACACCUUUCCCUUCUCUCCCACACCUUCCAGAACCAGAGAGCAAAGGUGCAGGGAGACUCCAUGCUUUUCUCCGAUGACAUCUUCACCAUUGAGCCAGUGGAGGGAGAUGUCUGGCCGAAUUCUUCAGCUGAAAUUAAUGUGAUCUUCAAACCCCAAGAAGCCCGACUCUAUCACCAAACGGUCUACUGCGACAUCUCAGGCCGUGAGACCAGGCUGUCCCUGCGCGUCAAGGGGGAAGGCAUAGGGCCCCGGCUCCGCUUCAGCUUUGAGCAGCUGGACAUCGGGAAGGUUUUUGUUGGAUUAGUCCACAACUAUGAGGUGAUCCUGUUUAACAAAGGAGCCAUCAGUGGUCUCUUCAGCUUGGUCCCUCCGGUUACAGCUCUGGGCUCCUGCUUCACCUUCCUCCCCGAGGAGGGCAUCAUUUUGCCAGAUGAGCUCCAAGCCAUCCGGAUCUCCUUCAGUUCCACCAUCCUGGGGCAGUUCACAGAAGAAUUCAGGUUCAGGGUGAAUGGCACCCUUGAGCCUGUGACCUUCACUAUCAGGGGCUGCGUCAUCGGACCCACCUUUCACUUCAGUGUGCCUUCCCUCAGCUUCGGGGACGUCUCCUUUGGCUUUCCUCACACCUUGUCGUGCCGCCUCACUAACACCUCCUUGGUGCCCAUGUCCUUCAACCUUCGCAUUCCUGGGGAUGGCCGGGGAGAGCCCAGCAUCACCAGUUGGGCUGAGGUGUCGGACAACGCUCCCCCGUCCUCGAGAAAGAGAGCUCUCCAUCACGCCAAGCCCACCGAAUUUACCAUAACGCCCUGCCGAGGGACCAUCCGCUCCCAGGGGUUCCUGGAUAUCCAGGUCACCCUGUGUUCCAACACCGUGAAGAGUUAUAAGCUGGUGCUGGUGGUGGACGUGGAUGGCGUUGGCACGGAGAUGUUGGCCCUGCCCCUCACAGCCAGGUGCGUGGUUCCUCCACUGCAAGUGCUCAACCCCGUGGUGACGUUUGGACGGUGCCUCCUGAAGUUCUCUUAUCGGCAGGCGCUGACCCUUGUGAACGACAGCAAUUUCUCAGGCUGCUACAAGGUUCUUCCUCAGGAGCGCAGGAGGGAUGCUGCUGUGUGGUACUCCUGCCCCACGCCGUGUGGGAUCAUCCAGCCUCACAGCUCCGUGGAGGUCCCAUUCGUACUGGAAGCCCAGGUGCUGGGAGAGCAGGACACCGUGGCUUAUGUCGUGGUGUUUGGCAGCGAAGGGUCCCCACUGGAAAUCCAUUUAGUGAGCACCGGAGAAGGACCAGUUGUCUACGUGCAUCCCAGCAAGAUAAAUUUUGGCAGUAUCCAAGUUCUACAAGAUGCUUCCCGAACUCUCCACCUCGCCAAUCAGACUGUCAUCCCUGCAUCCUUCUCGGCAGAGAUGGCUGGGAAAUGCUCACGCUGGAGGGUUGAACCCAGUAAAGGUGUGAUCCCCCCCGAGAGCGAGGUGUCUCUGACUGUCACAGCAAACUUGGACGACACCGAGAAGUUCAAGGAUGAGUUGAACCUGUUCAUAGAGAACAGCCAUACUUACGUCAUCCCUGUGCGGGCCGUCGGCAUCGGCACCACGAUUGUCACCGACAAACCCUUCGCUCCAGAGCUCAACUUGGGGCCACACUUCAGCCUGGAUUCCUGCUCUUACCACUUCAAGAUAACCAACAAAGGACGACGGAUCCAUCAGCUCUAUUGGACGACAGAAGGUUUUGCCCCGUUUCGCCAGCGGGAUCGUCUCCCUGCCAUCAGCAACACCAAGGGCAAAGAUUCCUCCCGGCGCCCCAGACCCCCCAGCCCAGUGUUUAAGCUUCGACCACUGAGGAUGGAGCUGAUGCCUGGAGAGACUAUGGAGAUGAUGCUGGAAGGCUCCUCCAGCACUCCACAGGUGGUGAAGGAGCGGCUCCUGUGCCAUGCCAUGGUGGGGAGCAAGGCAGGGAAGACACAGAUCAUGCAGGUGGACGUCACGUGCGAGUUCGUGGCUCCUGUUCUGCAAAUGUCCUCCAGAGAAAUUGCUUUCCGGGUGAAGAAGCAACCCAGCGAUGUCCUAACUCUUCAGUACAAGCCUCUUUCUUUGAAAAACUUCUCCUCCCUGCCACUCAGCAUUGUCCUGGCCUUGGAGCAGCCCUUCUUAAUCUGUGAUGCAGAUGGGCAACCCUUCCCUGUCCAGCCCUUGAAGCUGGAAACAGGGGAGGAACUUCAUCUCUCCAUCAGGUUUGACCCUGCUUAUAAAGAGGAUUUGAGUAUCCGGGUGGUAGAGAAGUCUCUGAAGAUACAGUUUCUUGAGCAUCCUCAUGAGGAGCGGGUCACCGUUCGGGGAGAAGUCUACUUUCCGAAUCUCUGUCUUCAGACCACAGCCGUGGACUUUGGCUGCAUCUUGAACGACACUGAAGAUGUGCGUUACAUCGAGAUGACCAACUGCAGCCCACUUCUCGUCCGGUACCACUGGUCCUUCCUGACAGACAGCCAAGUGAGCCAGAUGAGGUUCAGCCCUCCAGUACCUAAAUUUUUCGUCGAACCCCAACCAGCAAAGGAGGAGGGAGCCCAGUCGGAGCACUCGGUGUCUGCAGAGAGGGGGGUCGGGGAUGGGGCUGCAGAGGAGCCAGAUGAAGCCCUGGAAACAGUGGGGGAUCCUGCUCAAGAGGCACCAGACUCAGAUGACUCCCUGGAAGCAAAGCCACUACCAUCCACUGCUGCAGAGCUGGAAGAUGCUGCGGACACUCACAGCCUGGUGAUGAUUGAGGAACUGAUGCAGUUCGUGGAGUCAGAGCCCCUCGCCUUGGGAGUGGAGGAGGUUUUCGACAUCUUGCCGCUGUAUGGCCUGCUGCAGCCGGGUGAGAGCCAGCGAGUCACCUUGACCUUCUUUGGCCACUCAAACAUCGUCGCCCAUGUCAAGGCGCUGUGCAGGGUGGAGGGAGGCCCGACCUACGAGGUCAUGCUCAGUGGGGAGGCUUCGCUCAUUAACUACCUCCUAGACAGCACGGAGAUCGACUGCGGGCUGCAGCUGUUUAACGAAGUCACCCAAGUGGAGGUUGCCCUGAGGAACAGUGGGAAGGUGGGAUUCACCUACCUGGUGCAAAACCCCAGCACGGCCACCGCAGAGAACCCUCUGCCCGGCGUGCCCCUGGUCGUGCCCACCAUGGGUUUCAUCGGACCUGGAAAGGAGCAAGUGCUAAAAGUCUAUUACCUGCCAGGAGUGCCUGGAAUCUUCUGCAGGACUUUCCAGAUCCAAGUGGGUCACCUGCCACCAGAAGAAAUUUCCCUGAAAGGAGAGGGAACCUUUCCCAGGAUCUGCUUGGACCUGCCCAGGAACAUCAAAGGAAAUGAAAAAUACGAGAGGGUGCUCAAGGAGGUGAAAGAAAAGAUGGAAAAAGACAGCCAGAGAGAUGAAGCAGUUGCUCUGGGGGAGGCUGCGGCCGCAGAGCCACCCACAGAUGACUUGGACGCUGUGCUGGACACUCGGCUGCAGAUGCAGAUGGAGCAGGUGCUGAUAGAGGAACAUGCCUUGGAGCUGCAGAAAGCUCUCGCCUCCGGUUCCCCAAAGGGCACUGUCUUUGACCAGCGUUCUCGUCAGAGGCUUCCCAAAGCUGAGCUGCCUGAGUACGUCCUGGACUUUGGCUACGUCGUUCUCGGUGACGUCCACACACACAUUGUGAAGAUCACCAACACCGGGCAGUUCCCUGUGUCCUUCCACACUGCUGCACAGGUCCUGCGUGACACAGGUUUCUGCGUGAAGCUGGACCGUGUGAAGCACCUGCCCUACUGUGAGACAGAGACCUUCGAAGUGCACUUUGACCCACAGAGCGCCAACCUGCCCCUGGGAGAGGUGGACAGGCUCCUGCCCAUCAAGGUAGCAGGAGGCCCCACGUUUCACCUCCGCCUCCGUGCCACUGUGGCCAUGACAUCCCUCUGCCUCUCCAGGGACAGGCUGGAGUUCUCCGCUGUCCAGUGUGGGCAGUGCCAAGAAGAAACCAUCCGACUCCAUAAUCAGCUCCAGCACCCCUGUAAAUGGUUCAUCACUGUGAUUGAGCCUGUAAAGAAGGUGGACAAACAUCUGCCAGCAAACGUGCGUCGGAAGCUGCUCCAGGAGUUGAAGGCCAAGCCCUGUGUCUUCGAGGUGCUGCCCGCAUCUGGAGCCCUCGCUCCAGGAGAGCGAUGCAACGUGGCAGUCAGGUUUUCACCCACGGAAGAGAAGUCCUACAGAAGCAAGCUGAAGAUUAACGUUUGCCAGAGCAACCAAGACCUCCAGGUGCAGGUCUCUGGGCAGGGGCUGGAGCCACAGCUGGAGUUCAGCCCCUCAGUGCUCGAGCUGGGACCGUUGCUGCCGUACAGCCCUGGGGUGGAGGGGACAGUGGUGGUGAGGAACCCCUGCGAGUUCCCCAUCGAGUUUUACUCCCUGGAGUUCGAUCAGCAGUACCUUGCUGAGGAGCAGAUCCUGCGGAUGCUGAAGGACUAUGAUGGCCGCAACACCUUGUUGCUGCCUCCACGUGCCCCGGGUGAGAAGCUGCCCCCAGAGGUGCUGGAGUACUAUCAGGACCAGAAGAGGCUGCAGAAUGAGCAGGGAAAGCCCAAGACUGGGGACCAGGACAGCGCAAACUUUGAAGAUAUCCAGUUUCUGCUAGAUCAAGGAGGAAAGCAACCUGCCGAGAUCGUUCAUGAUGCCUCAUCCCUCAGCUUAAUCGUUCCCUCCUCCAUUUUUGAUGAAACCCAGUCCAACAAGGUGGAUUCUAAAUCUGAAUGUGGAGAGGAGGAAGGUGUUGAGAAAAGACGCAGGACAGCAGAGUGUCGGCGAAGCACCACCAGCAGCAAGGAGGUCACGGGAGAGCUGGAGGACAGCCCUGUCCGUAGGGCCAUCGCCCGCCACCUUGGCAUCGAUAUUUCUGCGGAAGGACGCGCGGCCCAAAACCGCAGAGGGAUCGUCAUCAUCAUCCACGGGGCACCCCUCACAGGCAAGACGUCGGCAGCGGUGGCCCUCUCCAAAUACUACGGCGCUGCCUGCUUGUCCAUGGACGCCGUGGUGACAGACGCCAUCUCGGAGAGGAGCAGCUCGGCGGGGCUCCGCGCCCGGGACCUGUGCAUCAGGGCUGCCAUCGAGCAGACCCGCAGGGAGGCGGAGGACACGGGUCAAAACACAGACGUCUCCCUCAGCCUGCAGCUCAACGCUGAGGGCAAGCACAGCCCGGAAACAAGCCAUUCCAGCUCUGGGGACAAAGGCAGCCUGCAGUCCCUCAGCUCCCGAGGCUUGGGGAGCACCACAGUGGUCAAGAGGAAGUCGGACAGCCGCAUGUCACAGUCCCAGAAACAUCACGUAACGGAAUCAGUAGGCUCCCAGGGCUCGUCUACUUGUCACCUGGUCUCUCCCCUUCCCUUCGGGCCUGGGCAGCAAUGGCUGAGCAUCGCGGGCAGCACGGCCGGAGAGAUGGGCUUCAUGAGCUGCGUGCUGCCCGAAGACCUGCUGGUGGCCAUCCUCUCCGAAAGGCUGCAGUUGAGUGACUGCUACCAGGGAGUGGUGUUCGAUGGCCUGGAGACCCUCUUUGCACGUAACAUGGCAUCUGCUCUCCUCUGCCUGCUCAAAGCUGUCAGAAAUCGGCCUUAUAUCUAUUUUGUGAACCUCUCCCAGGAUUAUGCUGCUUUGAAAGCCAGGGAGGCAGCCGCGAAGGAGCAGCAAGAACGGGAGCAGGAAGAAGCUGCCAGGAGGGAGAAAGCGCGUCUCUGGGAGUUGGAUGAGGACGAGUAUGAUGCCCUCACUGAGGAGCAGAAAACUCAGCUUAACAGCAAUAUACGAGAAGUCCAGCGUGAGUGGAAGAAGAGGGAGAUGGAGCGGCUGGCUCGAGAGCUUGAGGAAAAGCACCAGCGGGAGCUCGAACGCUUGAAGGAGGAGGAAGAGCUGAAGAAGAAGUCUAAGCGGGGCAAGAAAGAGCUUGGAAAAGACAAUGCUUUGGCAAAGAAAAGCCACCCUGGAGCCAGGCAGAAUACAAACACAUCCGCCAGCAACACCAACGCGUCCACCAGCAACCGCUCGGAUGCCACCGAAGGGGUGGACAAGAAGGGAUCUCUAAAGGACCACACAGAAUCUAUUGCAAGUGACAAGGCAGAUAAGAAGAAGCGCAGCAAGGUUCACCCGACGGAUGCCUGCCCAGCGACGGCUGUGCCACCAGACCCAGAAGAGCAGAAAACCAAACCCGAGGACCUGAGUGAGAGCGAGAAGAACUUGGUCCUGAGGUUUAAGGUCUACGAGGCAUCGCAGAAGGACAUCGUGCGUAUUUUGUCAGCCUGGGACAGGGCUCAGGGUAUCCUGCUGAACCAGGAGGAGGUGCAGCAUCAAGCAGAAGACCAGCGCCAGCAUUUAUCCAGCCGCAAGAGCCGAAAGGACAGAGAGAAGGAGCGGCUUGAGAGGCUGGAGAAGGAGCGCGUGGAAAAAGAGCGGCUGGAAAAACUGAAGGCUCUUGAGGACUCCAAGUUAUCUCAGCUGGAAGGGGAAGGAGCAGAAGUGUCAUCCAGAGGCCAGGAUGUCAGGGUGCCCUGCUUGGACAUCAAGGUGCUGCGCCCAGAAGAUGUGACUGAGAAGAUCCUGGAGAGCGGCAAGAUGCCAGCAGCAGAGCAGAUCCUGGAUGAGCUGGGUCUGGGUCCUUCAGGGCCUCCCAUUCCCCCUACUGCUUUUUACUCUGUGAUCCGCUACCCAGAGAAGCGGGUGGCCCCCGCAGCAGGAGAAGCCCUCAAGAACUUCAUCUUCAUUUUGCCAGAAGCUGCCACUGCAGAAGAGGAAAAGAAGGAUACGGAAAGUCUGCUGGAUGUGUCCAUUGUGUCCACACCAAAGGUGUCAGAGGAGCAGCUCACCCCGACCAGGGGUCGGUCGAGGAAGGAGAAAGCCCCAAGCAGCCGGGAGUCUAGGAGGGAGAAGCGUAGCUUGGGCCGGGGCAAGAGAACUCUCCAAGUGCCAAGCACAGGAGCACCCACACAUCCCUCCGAGAUGGACCAAAGUGGCGCAGACACAGUCCCAUCCCUACAGAAAUCCGUCAGGCUGAGCAACUGCCGGUGGAUAGUGCCUGCCCGCGGCGAGGUGGAACUGAAGAUCCUCUUCAGCUCCAUGGUGCUGGGCCAGUUUGAGCAGACGCUGCACUUUGAGAUCCUGGGGACAAAGCGUCUGUACCAGCUGCACUGCAAGGGCACCUGCCUGUAUCCCACCAUCAGCCAGGACCCACGGUUGGUGUUUCCUCACCGGAGGAAGAGCAAGGGAGAGGAUGACAUCAUCUUCAAGCAGUAUGUCAUGAACACAGGUGUAUUCCACUUUGGACCACUGCUGUGUGGGAAGUCAAGAGACUGGUACAAGGCGCAGCACUAUCCCAGCAAUGGCGAGAAGAUCACCAUCCUCAACAUCACCCCCUUGCAGGCAGAGGUGAAUUUCUACUUCGAGCACGACCUCAAAGCAGAGACGUUCUUUUUGGACCCUCCCACCAUGACGCUGAAACCUAACGAGAAGCAGGAGCUGAGCAUUUGGGCCUACCCCACUUCAGCCGGCCUUGUGGAGGACAACCUCAUCUGCUGCAUCAAGGAGAACCCGGAGCCAGUGGUUUUCCCCCUCUGCUGCCAGGGGGUGCAGGUGGAGCUGGGGGUCAGCCCCAAGCAAGUGCAUUUCGACAGGCUGCUUCUGCACAGGAGGGACAGCAAGACCCUGGUCCUGCAGAACCGCACCCCGCUGCCCAUGGCCUGGCGGCUCAGUGGGCUGGAAAACCUCGGCGAGGACUUCUCCGUGUCCCAAGAUGAGGGCAUCGUUGGUCCCCGCGCGGAGUUUGAGGUCCAUCUGUAUUUCAAGGCCACGAGGGCUCUCAACAUUAAGAAGAUGAUCCGGCUAGAGGUUUCGGAUGCAGAAAACAUCCUAGGGAUUGUUCACAUUGAAAAUAUCCAAAUCCACGCAGAGGCCUACGAUGUUGCUCUGAACAUCAGCAUUUCUAAAGCCGCAGACGGCAGCGUGGAUUUUGGAAUCCUGAAGGUCCUGGAUGAUGCGAAGCAAGUGCUGACUCUGAAGAACAAAGGGAAGUACGAGAUUGCAUACAGGUGGGUCCAGCCAUUAGAAGAUUCUUCUACAGCAGCUCACAAAUAUUCACCAUUUCUUACCUGGCUCUGUGGGUUUCCUGCAGCCGCAGACGGCAGCGUGGAUUUUGGAAUCCUGAAGGUCCUGGAUGAUGCGAAGCAAGUGCUGACUCUGAAGAACAAAGGGAAGUACGAGAUUGCAUACAGUUUCAAGCUGGAAACUGCAGAUACCAACAUCCCCAACUUGGAAUCCCACUUCAGUCUCCAGCCGCAGAAGGGCGUGCUGAGCGCCUCCGAGCGCCCUGUACAGGUCCAGCUCUUCUUCCACCCCAAGAUGGAAAUGAACAUUGAGGACAAACCCAUCCUGCACUGCCAGGUGAUUGAGCCCAACAUCCAUGAAGGAGGUGAGACCAUCGCCAUCAUCCCAGUGAAGGUGUCAGCCCAAGCUGUGUUCAGCAAGUACAGCAUUGCCCCUGCCUCACUCAUCAGCUUUGGUGCUGUGAUGAAUGGCACCAGGAAAACCUGCACCUUCACGCUGGAGAACAAAGGCAUCCUUGACUUUAAGUUCUUCAUCUACCAGGCAGACCAGGAUUCACAUAUAUUGGCAAACAAAAGAAAGAAAUCCGUCCCCUCCCAAGACAGUGAAAACUUCAACAAAGCGACUCCCUCGGCCAAGCAAAGCAAGAUCUCGGGGCAGAAGGACACCAACCCAUUCAUGCAGGGUCGCCUCACUAUGGGCAUGUUCACGGUGUACCCUGGCUUUGGCUUCAUCCCGCCUGGGGGCCAGCAGCUGAUCACGGUGGAUUGCUAUGCAGAGCCACUGGGGCCAUGCAAGGAGCACUUGUCCAUCGAUAUCAGCGACAGAGACCCCAAGGACAACCCCCUUGGCAUCCCCUACACCCUGUUGGCCGAGUCCUGCCUCCCAGGGUUUGUGGUUGACGACAUAGAGUCUAUCUUUGAGGAGCAUCGGAUCUGCAGCAAAAUCAACCUCUGUCAGAUCCUCCAGACAGUGCAGGACAAGGGUGUGUUCAUCAGAGAUGAGAACAAGUUUAUCUUCACCAACGUUCUGGUUGGGCACCGGGCCACAGCUCGCUUCAAGAUCCGCAAUGUGGACAAAGUCCCUUGUGACGUGGUUCUCUCCAUCACACCCAUCUCCACUAAGCUUAACAGCCGUGCUGGUGACGUUUUCGAGGUGGAUCCCCUUCGGAUGUGUGUGCCCAGCCGCUCCCACGCCUUCGCCACGGUCACCUUCGCUCCCCAAACGGUGCAGAACUACCAGUGCACUUUUGAGGCUUCCCUGGAUGUCCCCGCAAGUAGCCCCGCAGCAAAUAAAGUACAAAGCCUGACCUUCAAUAUCAGUGGAGACGGGUAUCUGCCUCGGGUGACAGUCCUGCGCCCCAUCCUUCACAAUAAGAAGGGGAACCCUCUGCUGCUCUUCAAGAAGCUGUUGUUGGGUGAUUCGGAAAAGCUCCCUCUGGUCCUUCAUAAUGGUGGCACCAUCCCUGUCCAGUUGAUGAUAGACCUGUUGGAUGAAGGGGGAGUUUUCUUCUUGAAAGCCAGGCCCACCACACACUGCAUCUACCAAGCUGCAUGCGUGAAGGAGGACUCCCCUGGAGAAGAGAGGAAACCUCACACCGCGUCCCUGGUCCUACAACAUGGGGAAUCAGCAGAGUUUGACGUGCUUUUCAAACCCACCCUGGCCCAACGCGUGGAAGGGAAGAUACUCCUGUCAGUGGUGGACAAUCCCUAUGAAGAGACCAAUAUUCAGCUGGUGGGUGAAGGCUACGAGGAUGACUUCACGCUAGAUAACAUCCAUGGGCUGGUGGCAGAGAGUGUGGAGGAAAACACUGAGGGCAUGGAGGAAGACAUAAUUGAGGCUGCCAGAGUGGAUCACAUCCAGUUUGGGGACUGUCACAUCGGGAGAGCCUACCCCGUGACCUUCACCAUCACCAACCGCAGCAAGGAGGAGGCCAUGCGGUUUGAGUGGCUGGCAGAGACCCCCUUUCACUUCUCCCCCAAGGUGGGACACCUCCACGCUGGCUGUGCUAAGGACAUCACAGUGACCUUGAAGUCGGACGUCCCGAUGGCCUUCAAAAUGCACCCUGUGAAGUGUAAGGUGGCUCGGAUCACCUUCCAGUUGCCAUCAGAGCAGGUCACCGACUGGGACGACCGCCUGCACACCAUCAAGUGGGUGGAUGCCACAAGGGACCUGGCAGCCACAUGGCCUGUGAAGAAAAAGGUGAUCGAGACGGACCCAGAACCAGCUCACACUCUCCUGGAGAAGAGCAGCCGUGAGGUGGAGCUUCGCCUCAGCGCUGUCAUCGACCACGCCGAGUUCCAGCUGGAUACAGACACGAUUCAGUUCAAGGAGACCUUGCUCUUCCAGACAAGUACAUUCAGUUUCCUGCUGUCCAAUACAGGGAACGUGGCCCUGGAAUACACCUGGAUGGUGGCUGUGGAGGAGGAAAGGGCAGUGAGCCACACUGGGGAGCUGCUCCCACCCAGCUUGGAUGGGUAUUUCCCCUCCUUGGCUUCUGGUGCCUCUGCGAACCUCCGGUCCAGCUGUUGUUCGAGCCAGCCCAGCCAUGCUCCGGAGCAGGUCUCCUCCUCCCCAAGCUCAUCUCUGAAGACUGUCAGUGCCACCUCGAUGUUCUCUGUAGAGCCCUCCAGCGGUACCAUCCCCGCCCGCCAGGAGCAGGUCUUCCAGAUGAAGUUCUCUCCAGUCUACGUGGGCAAUUUUGAAAGCCGUAUGCUCUGCAGUAUUCCUAACCUGAAGCCAAGUCAGAAGGGCCCAGAGGUGGUGGUGAAGGGGAGCAGCUUGAUGCCAGACUGCCACUUCGAACUGGAAGACUCUGACUACAUCACCGCAAAAAGGCGCAACCCAGACUUGCAGGGACCAAAGGGGACAACGUUUGAUCUCGACACAAGAGUGAUUGAGUUUGCGGCAGUGGGAGUGUGCAGCAGGAACAGCAGGACCUUCAUGGUUAUGAACCCAACCAGUUCCGCGUAUUCCUUCCAGUGGACUUGCCAAGACACUGAAGCCCCACCAGAAGAGGUGGCUUUCUUCUGCCUCACAGAGAGAGGACAGAUCCAGCCAGAGAAGAAAGCAGAGAUGAAGUUUGAAUUCAUUCCCCGGCACCUGGACAUCACAGAAUCGUUCUGGGUCUUUACAGUCCCCGAGCAGAGCAUUUCAGUCCCGUUCCUGCUGGUGGGCAACGCCACCGACCCACUAGUGACUCUGGACAGAUCCUACUUGAACUUCCACUUGCUGUUAAUUGGGUACGAGGUACACCAGACUAUCCAUAUAAUCAACAGCGAGAAGGAAGCCUUCAGCUUUGCUUUCAGAGAAAGCUCUCUCUUCUCGGAGGCAUGCAACGCCUCCAUGAAAGUAGAGCCCCUGGAAGGCUCCGUCGCUCCUCUUUCAAGGUUUCCCGUUACCAUCUCCCUCACACCAACACUAGAAGGAGAGGUGGUCUUCAACCUCAAGUGCGAUGUCAAGAGGAAGAGCCAGCCCCUCUCCUUGAACAUCAAGGCCACUGGCUACAGCAUGAACGUGUCCGUCAGGUGCGAGGACGGCGAUGGCUGCGUCACUGAGCUCAGUGCACAGGAGAUCAACGUCAUUGAUUUCAAGGAGGUACAGCUGAACGAGAACAUCAAGCGCACCUUCAGCAUCCACAACAACGGCAAGUUCAGCUUCACCUUCUCAUGGCAACUGAGUGGCCCCACGGCCCGUAAGCAGCUCCUGACCAUCACCCCUCAGACGGGGGCCGUGCAGGCGGAGAGGAAAGCUGAGACCCAGCUGGCUUUUCACCCACACAAGAUGUGCUCUUUAAAGGAUGUAGAGCUGACGCUGCAGAUCAGCAAGGGUCCCACGUUUACCUGCGUGUUCCUGGCCACCGUGGUCAUGCCCAGUCUCCACUUCUCAUCCACCACACUCAACUUUGGAGCCUGCUUCAUCUACCACGCUGGGAUGCAACCUGCCUGUCAGAUCCUCACCAUCACAAACACGGCAGAGAAGGAUGUGAGUUUGAACUGCUUGUUUGCUGGCACCAUGCACCUGGAGGUGGACUUCCGAGGGUACGUCCUGCGCCCAGGAGAGACGGUGGAGGUGCCCGUCACUUUCUAUCCCAGAGAGGUUGCGUCUUAUCGUGAGGUCAUCCCUUUUGAAAUCAAUGGUCUCUGCCAGCAGACUGUCGAGGUCCGAGGAAGGGGCAUGGAAAUGAAGGUUGAUGUUGUGGAACCACAAGGGAAGGUGGUGAAGCUGGGAGCCCUCUCCGUCGGACAGACAGUGAAGAAGAUUGUCACCAUAGCAAACAACAGUGCUGCCCCUCUCACUUUUAAGCUCUGUCUCACAUCCACCACGCCAGAGCUGCAGGAAGCUGGGGUUCUCUGCUUGAACCCCCUCAGCGAACUAAGUCUGAAGCCCAAAGGAGACACCUGCAGAGUGGAGGUGAACUUCUCCCCAAAGUGCCGCAUCCAGCCCUUCACCGAAGAAGUGAUGAUGGAGUGCAACGGCCUGGUGCGCUCCCUCUUCGUGGUGCGGGGCUCCUGCCAGGGCAUCCAAGUGAGCUUGGACCGGGAUCACCUCAGCUUUGGAGCGGUGGUGCAGCACGGCUACACGUCCCGCAACAUCGUCAUGCAGAACACGGGCGACGUGGGAGUCAAGUUUGAAUGGGACAUCAAGAGCUUCAAGCCAGAUUUCUCCAUCAGCCCCGCAAAGGGUUACAUCUCCCCAGGAAUGGACGUCCCCUUCGUUGUCACCUUCCGUCCCUCUAAGCUGAGCCAUUCCAUCCAGUACAAGGGCCUGCAGUGCUUCAUCCAGGGUGUCGAGCCGCUGCGGCUGACGCUGGCAGGGUGCUGCAUGGAGACCCCUGCGAGCAAAGAGACAGUGACUUUCUCCUGCAACGUGCGCGAGAAGCACAGCCAGACCAUCCUCCUGUCCAACCCGACCAACGAGGCCUGGACCCUGCAGCCUGUCAUUGAGGGGACACACUGGAAGGGGCCUGAAUUUUUCCAUCUAGAGGCCAAUCAACAAAACAAGCCCUACAAGAUCACUUACAAACCCCAAACCAUGACCUCGGAGAACAACAAGCACCAGGGCUCCAUCUUCUUCCCACUGCCAGAUGGGACGGGCUUGUGCUACCUCCUGCAAGGGACUGCUGAGGCCCCAAAGUGUUCAGGGACCAUUUUCCGGGAGGUGCCGUGUAGGACUUCCUACACCGAGAUCAUCCCCGUCUCCAACUGGCUGAACAGACCACAGAGGUUCCUCGUGGUGGUGGACAUACUUAAACCAGAAAACCUGGAAAGCAGCUCUGUGCUGCGGGGGCUGGAUUACAUCGACGUCCCAAGCUCUGCCACCAAGGACUACAAACUCACCUUCUUCUCCUACAAGGAAGGAGUCUUCAACACAAUGGUGACUUUCCUCAACGAGGUGACCCAGGAGUACUUGUUCUACAUGGUGACUUUCAAGGCCACCGCUUCAGGGCCCAUCAGCACCAUUGAAAUGAGUGCUGCUGUUCGGCAGAGAGUGUCUUCCACCAUCAAGGUGGACAACCCUCUGCCUGUCCCCGUGACGUUUGCCACAGACUGCAAAGUGCCUGACGUCAGCGUCCCCCCCUAUUUCACUGUUCCUGCCCAGUCAGAGGCUGACCUUGUCUUUGAGUACCAGCCCAUGAAAAUGGGUGAGAGCAUCGGGCGCCUGAUGCUCCAGAGCAGCGACUUGGGCUCUUUGUACUACAACCUGCACCUCAAAGCCACCACGAACAGGCCAGAGAAGCCCCUCCACUUCUGCACCACGCUGGGCUCCAGUCAAACCAUCACCACCAAAAUCAUGAAUUAUGCCCGACAGAAGACAGACUACCUCCUCCAGACCAACUGCGCCGACUUCCAGACGGAGAAGACCAUCAGCGUGGCUCCCGCCAGCCCGGGGGGCUCGGAGGUGAGCGUGGAGGUGACCUACGAGCCCUGCCAGCUGGGGGAAGCCAAGGCCACGCUGCAGCUCUCCUCCCCGCUCGGGGGGGAGUACAGCAUCCCCCUCUUCGGCCUGGCCCUGCCCCCCAAGCCCCAGGGCCCCUUCGUCAUCAAGGCCGGCAGCACCACCACCAUCCCCUUCAAGAACGUCUUCCUCCAGCCCAUGGCCUUCAGUUACACGGUGGAACACCCAGCCUUUGCCAUCAAGGCCCCCGAGAGCCUGCGCCCCAAGAAGACCACCUCCAUCACCGUCUCCUUCGAGGGCGGCCCCGUCCCCGUCACCACCAAGAUGAUGGUGUCCUGCCCCGGGGCGGGAGGCAGGGGUGGCGGCGUCUCCUGGGUCUAUUACCUCCGGGGCCUCCCCCCUCAGAAGUGACGCGGGGCCUCCCCCUGUUAAUUAACCGAGAGGCGGCGGGUUUAAUUAACUCCGUAG